Messenger RNA from Suncus etruscus (white-toothed pygmy shrew), 936 nucleotides. RefSeq names its product olfactory receptor 4D2-like. Gene Ontology annotation, biological process: G protein-coupled receptor signaling pathway. Gene Ontology annotation, molecular function: G protein-coupled receptor activity; olfactory receptor activity. The record is from RefSeq and is a predicted model, not a curated record. The transcript has a single exon. NCBI's taxonomy places the organism in Eukaryota, Metazoa, Chordata, Mammalia, Eulipotyphla, Soricidae. The coding region runs from base 1 to 936 and encodes 311 amino acids. Gene Ontology annotation, cellular component: membrane.
AUGGACCAAGAGAAUCUCACACGAAUUUCAGAAUUCAUCUUCUUGGGAUUUUCAAAGACUUGGGGGGCUCAGCUUUUUAUGUUUCUGGUGUUCCUGUUUGUCUACACUACCACUGUGGUGGGGAACCUCCUCAUCAUAAUCACAGUAACCUUAGACUCCCGGCUGCACACACCCAUGUACUUCCUGCUCAGAAAUCUGGCUAUUUUGGACCUUUGUUUCUCUUCUGUCACUGCCCCAAAGAUGCUGGUGGACUUCCUCUCUGAGAGGAAGACCAUCUCCUACCAGGGUUGCAUGACUCAGCUAUUCUUCUUCCAUUUUCUGGGUGGGGCCAUGGUCUUCUUCCUCUCAGUGAUGGCCUAUGACCGCCUGGUGGCAAUCUCCCGGCCUCUGCACUAUGUCACCAUCAUGAACACUCAGCUCUGCGUGGGGCUGGUGGUAACAGCCUGGAUGGUAGGCUUUGUUCAUUCUAUGACCCAACUGGUUUUAAUGCUCCCAUUGCCUUUCUGUGGUCCCAACAUCCUGGAUAACUUCUACUGUGAUGUGCCUCAAGUGCUGAGACUUGCCUGCACAGACACUACUGUCCUCGAAUUCCUCAUGAUAUGUAACAGUGGGAUGCUGGAUGUUAUCUGGUUCUUUCUUCUCCUGAUCUCCUACUCAGUUAUCCUGGUGAUGCUGAGGUCCCAUUCAGAGCAGGCAAGGAGAAAAGCUGCUUCCACCUGUACCACCCAUAUCAUUGUUGUGUCCAUGGUCUUCAUACCCAGUAUAUACCUCUAUGCUAGGCCCUUUACCUCUUUCUCCAUGGACAAGGCUGUGUCCAUCAGUCAUACAGUCAUGACUCCCAUGCUCAACCCCAUGAUCUACACUCUGAGGAACCAGGAGAUGCAGGCAGCAGUGAAGAGGUUAGGAAGGCGCUAUCUGGUUUGUAAGAAGGAGUGA